Molecule: messenger RNA, 5243 nt
Organism: Notolabrus celidotus (New Zealand spotty)
Lineage: Eukaryota; Metazoa; Chordata; Actinopteri; Labriformes; Labridae
Gene: atp2b2
Product: ATPase plasma membrane Ca2+ transporting 2
Exons: 24
Coding region: 726-4595 (1289 amino acids)
Biological process (GO): calcium ion transmembrane transport; regulation of cytosolic calcium ion concentration
Cellular component (GO): intracellular membrane-bounded organelle; postsynaptic density membrane
Molecular function (GO): ATP binding; PDZ domain binding; P-type calcium transporter activity
Source: RefSeq, a predicted model, not a curated record
CUGGAGUUUACAGAGGAAAAGACGAUUCAAUGCACCGGAGGAAAAAGAGGAGAAACUUCAGAGCUAAACUGGAGAGCAGGAGAGAUUCCCACGUUACACGAUGGUGCAGGUGUGUCGACUGUGAGCUGAUGUUUACAGUUUACACACAAUGAACCAAGAAAACUUCUUGCUGUCACAGCAGUGAUGGGGAAGACCACCAUGUAGAGACGGAGAGGCAGCGGAGGCAACAGCAGAAUAGCAGCAAUGGGAAGCCACACAUGGAGAGGGUCUGGACUGCAGCCGUGGUGAGCCUGAGACCUACAGGACUUGACUCCACCAUCAUUGCCCUUCUCAGGACCUAACCACUGGGGCUGUCCAACGCUCACCUGGAUGCUCCCCAUUUGUGUUUCGUCAUCCCCUCCUCUCCUUGUUCUCUGCUGCUCUUUCUCCUCUUCUUCUGUUUCUCCUCUUUGAUAGUUUUGGUCUACUGAUAUCUGACAGUCUCCUGAAACAGCGAAGCUGCUCAUCGAUCAACUCCCCGGAUUUUUCUCUUUUUUAAUCUCUGUCUGCCGACUUAACCUACAAGUGGCAUUCUUUCUCCCCCUUUUUGAUUGUUGUUGCCUGCUUGAUACCUGUUUUGGAUUUUUUGGGGAUGAGACUGAGCUCAUCCCUCUGCUGUGCAAGCUUUUUGAUUGAUCUAUAAGCAAUAAGAAACACUUAUCUAACUGACUUGACAAGUUGACAUCAUGGGGGACAUGUCCAACAGCGAUUUUUAUGCCAAGAACCAAAGAAACGAGGACAACCAUGCGGCAGGCUUCGGCUGCUCGGUCAUGGAGCUGCGCUCGCUCAUGGAGCUGCGUGGCACAGAGGCGGUGGUCAAGCUCCAGGAGGACUGUGGGGGCGUAGAGGGACUGUGCAAACGACUGAAAACCUCACCAACAGAAGGUCUCGCAGGUGCCCAAACUGACCUGGACAAGAGAAAAGAAGUAUAUGGUAGUAACCUGAUACCUCCAAAGAAGCCAAAAACCUUCCUGCAGUUGGUAUGGGAGGCCCUGCAGGACGUCACCCUCAUCAUCCUGGAGCUCGCCGCCCUGAUCUCCCUGGGCCUCUCCUUCUACCACCCUCCUGGAGAGAGCGGCAGCGGAGAGUCCUGUGGCUUAGCAGCAGCUGGUGUUGAGGACGAGGGCGAGGCAGAUGCCGGCUGGAUCGAGGGCGCAGCUAUCCUGUUGUCUGUGGUGUGCGUGGUGCUAGUGACAGCCUUCAACGACUGGUCAAAGGAGAAGCAGUUCCGUGGGCUGCAGAGCCGCAUCGAGCAGGAGCAGAAGUUCCAGGUGGUCCGCGGAAGCCAAGUCAUACAGCUUCCUGUGGCUGACAUAGUGGUGGGGGAUAUCGCACAGAUCAAAUACGGUGAUCUGCUCCCUGCUGAUGGAGUGUUAAUCCAGGGCAAUGACCUGAAGAUUGAUGAGUCCUCCUUGACCGGAGAAUCCGACCAUGUCAGAAAGGCUGCAGACAAGGACCCCAUGCUGUUGUCUGGGACCCAUGUCAUGGAGGGCUCAGGGCGCAUGGUGGUUACUGCUGUGGGUGUCAACUCUCAGACUGGAAUCAUCUUCACACUGCUGGGGGCCGGCACAGAGGAAGAAGAGAAAAAAGAAAAGAAAGGAGGGGCAGUGGAAGACGGACACCAGAACACAGACUGCUCCCAUCCCCCUAUCCACCCCAUCGCAACUAUAGCCACGGAUGGGGCUGCAGGCAUUAAUGCCCCUGGCAGUGCCAGCCUAAUUAAUGGUAAAAUGCAAGAUGGCAAUAUGGAGAGCAACCAGAUUAAAGUAAAGAAGCAGGAUGGAGCAGCUGCUAUGGAGAUGCAGCCUCUGAAGAGUGCUGAAGGCGGAGAGUCCGAUGAGAAAGAAAAGAAGAAGGUGUCUGUCCCGAAGAAAGAGAAGUCUGUGCUGCAGGGGAAGCUGACCAAACUGGCUGUCCAGAUUGGAAAAGCAGGUUUGCUUAUGUCAGCCGUCACAGUCAUCAUUCUGGUCCUGUUCUUUGCUAUCGACAACUUUGUGAUGCAGAAGCGCCCUUGGCUGCCAGAGUGCACUCCAAUCUACAUCCAGUACUUUGUCAAGUUCUUCAUCAUCGGUGUGACUGUGUUGGUGGUGGCCGUGCCGGAGGGGUUGCCUCUGGCUGUCACCAUCUCUCUGGCCUACUCAGUCAAGAAAAUGAUGAAAGACAACAACUUGGUGCGUCACUUGGAUGCGUGUGAAACCAUGGGCAACGCUACAGCCAUCUGCUCUGACAAGACAGGCACGCUAACAACCAACCGCAUGACGGCUGUGCAGUGUUAUGUCGGAGAUGUGCACUACAAAGAAAUUCCAGAUCCCGGAUCUCUGUCACCCAAAUCACUGGAAUUAUUAAUCAAUGCCAUCGCCAUCAACAGCGCCUAUACCACCAACAUACUGCCCCCAGACAAGGAAGGCGGUCUGCCGAAGCAGGUGGGCAACAAGACAGAAUGCGGCCUGCUGGGAUUGGUCUUGGAUCUGAAGCGGGAUUACCAGCCAAUAAGAAACCAGAUCCCAGAGGAAAAGCUUUACAAAGUCUACACCUUCAACUCUGUCAGGAAGUCCAUGAGCACUGUCAUCAAAUUACCCGACGGGAGCUUCCGCAUGUACAGCAAGGGAGCAUCUGAGAUCGUCCUCAAAAAAUGCAGCCAUGUCCUUAAUGAAGUAGGUGAGUCAAGAGUCUUCCGUCCGCGUGACAAGGACGAGAUGGUGAAGAAGGUGAUCGAGCCCAUGGCGUGCGAUGGCCUAAGGACCAUCUGUGUGGGAUACCGUGACUUCUCUGCUGAUCCUGAGCCUAACUGGGAAGAUGAGAACAACAUCCUCAAUGACCUGACAGCCAUCUGUGUGGUUGGGAUUGAGGACCCUGUCAGGCCAGAGGUGCCCGAUGCUAUCCAGAAGUGCCAGCGUGCAGGCAUCACAGUGCGUAUGGUGACAGGAGACAACAUUAACACAGCCAGGGCAAUAGCCAUCAAGUGUGGCAUCAUCCACCCUGGAGAGGACUUCAUCUGCAUCGAUGGAAAAGAGUUUAACAGGAGGAUCCGCAAUGAGAAGGGAGAGGUGGAACAGGAGCGUAUCGACAAAGUUUGGCCCAAACUUCGGGUUCUGGCCAGAUCUUCCCCAACUGACAAACACACGCUUGUCAAAGGCAUUAUUGACAGUACUAUGGUAGACCAGAGGCAGGUGGUGGCUGUGACAGGUGAUGGAACCAAUGAUGGACCCGCACUAAAGAAAGCUGAUGUCGGCUUCGCCAUGGGAAUCGCCGGUACAGAUGUGGCCAAGGAGGCGUCAGAUAUCAUUCUGACUGAUGAUAACUUCAGCAGCAUCGUCAAGGCAGUGAUGUGGGGCAGGAACGUCUAUGACAGCAUCUCCAAGUUUCUGCAGUUCCAGCUGACUGUCAAUGUCGUGGCCGUCAUUGUGGCUUUCACUGGCGCCUGCAUCACCCAGGACUCUCCUCUGAAGGCUGUGCAGAUGUUGUGGGUGAACCUGAUCAUGGAUACUUUUGCAUCUCUGGCCUUGGCCACAGAGCCUCCCACAGAGUCUCUACUGAGGAGGAGGCCAUAUGGUCGCAAUAAGCCUCUCAUCUCCAGCACCAUGACAAAGAACAUUCUCGGACACGGAGUCUAUCAGCUCGUCAUCAUCUUCACACUUCUCUUUGCUGGUGAGCAAAUCUUUGACAUUGACAGUGGCCGCAAUGCUCCUCUGCACGCUCCCCCAUCUGAGCACUACACCAUCAUCUUCAACACCUUCGUCAUGAUGCAGCUCUUUAAUGAGAUAAAUGCUCGUAAGAUCCACGGUGAGAGGAAUGUCUUCGAUGGUAUCUUCAGGAACCCUAUCUUCUGCUCUAUUGUUUUUGGAACCUUUGCUGUUCAGAUUGUGAUUAUUCAGUUUGGAGGGAAGCCAUUCAGCUGUCAGCCUCUGGACCUAGAGAAGUGGAUGUGGUGUGUUUUCCUGGGGCUCGGAGAACUAGUCUGGGGACAGGUGAUAGCUAGCAUACCUAACGCCAGGUUGCGGUUCCUACGGAGGGCAGGCCAAUUGACUCAGAAAGACGAGUCACCGGAGGAGGAUGUGAAUGAGGAUAAUGAGGAAAUUGACCACGCAGAGAGGGAGCUGAGGAGAGGACAGAUCCUCUGGUUCAGAGGACUCAACCGCAUUCAGACUCAGAUUGAAGUAGUCAACACCUUCAAGAGUGGCACCUCCUUUCAGGGGGCGGGGGCUCUGAGACGCCAAUCAUCCACCACCAGCCAGACCCAGGAUAUCCGCGUUGUGAAUGCAUUCCGUAGCUCCCUCUAUGAAGGCCUGGAAAAACCAGACUCCAGAUCAUCCAUCCACAACUUCAUGACACACCCUGAGUUUAGGAUAGAAGACUCCACGCCCAACAUCCCUCUCAUCGACGACACAGACGAUGAUUCCGCUCGGAGGAGGAUGAAGUACUCCAGCCAGCCCUCGUCCCCCAACAAGAACAACAACGCCAUCGACAGUGGCAUCAAUCUCACCAUCGACACCAGUAAAUCAGCCGCUUCCUCCAGCCCCGCCAGCCCUCUUCACAGCCUGGAGACCAGCCUCUAACCCUGAUCUUAACCUCACCUCUGACCUCUAAUGUCAAUUCCUCGCAGUCUGGGGGCACCUUCUCCAACUCCUCCAGAGAUUAAACUGCAACCUUUCACCUUGUCUCACCCAGAGUUUCACCGAGUCCUGCUCAAUUCUCAUCUUCCAGCCCUCACCCCCCUCCCCCUUAAACCCCUCAUCUACCACCUACACAGGGCAGGUCCUGUGGCAACAUCUUCAUUCAUUCCCUUAACCUUGAGCUCUUAAAGCUCUCUGCUUCUCUCAUUACAGAAAAUCUAAAGUAAUACAGCAAGGUGAAAAGAAAAACUUAACAUACAAUCAACAAAAGCGCAACAAAGCCACAAAACCUACACAGCCAUCUUGCUUUUGUGGUUGUAUGUGUAUGGUGGGGGUGGCGGUGGUGUCGACGGCGGCGGUGGUGUGUAUGACCAUAUGCGCGUUAGCAUGUACUGAAUAAGCGUGCUGCUGACUGCACAUAUGAAUGAACCGUGUCAUUAGUGGCACCAGGAGGAGGACGAUGAGGAGGGAGACACUGCUGAGGGGUCAAAAUCACAAAACAGGACAGACUCUCCUAACGCUCCCUCUCCUCAACAAUAACAUUGUCGAUACGGAUAAUAGUUUAAAUUAAAUUGAACAACAUUGUUAUUA